Caenorhabditis bovis is the source of this 14271-nucleotide messenger RNA. Lineage: Eukaryota; Metazoa; Nematoda; Chromadorea; Rhabditida; Rhabditidae. The record is from the annotation of a GenBank genome assembly.
AUGAUCGCGAGCUUUGGACAAAUAUUGCAGUUUUGCACCGUUUGGUUUUCUGAAACUCAACAAAGUGUGAUGGUUACAAAAUUAGGCUAUUGCCUAUCACUGGUGUUUUUAUGUUUAUACUGUUUUCCGGAGUACUCGCAAACAGCAAAGUCUCCCGGCUUCACAUAUUCUGAUUUUUUUGCAAAACAGCAAAACAGCACGCGACAAGCGUGCGGAUCAAAUUGUGGUGAUUUAACUAUAUCCGGAACAGCAACUACAGACGGUUUGACACCUUCCGAUAAUUUAUACUUCAUCUAUGGAACGGACGCCAAUGGAUGCCAAACAGCUACCAUUGCUUGUACGGGAGGAGAAAUGGUCCUUCUAGGAUUUUUCCCAACUGAUUGUAGCGACGAUGCAUGCUACAUUGCUAUCGACAUGACAACAACCACUGGAACAAUUGAAGGACAAAUGACGUGCACUGCAGCUGGAUGGGGUGAAGCUGGCAGUGGUACAGGAGUGGAAGGAAAUUCGAUAUAUUGCGAAGUCCUUGAAUUCAUUCCUCCAACAACAACGGUGACAACAACCACAGCUACUAGUACAACAACUCAACCAACGACAACCACUACCACUGCUACUAGUACAACAACUGAACCAACGACAACCACUACCACUGCAACCACCAAGACCACUGAACCAACGACAACCACAACCACAGCUACCACCACGACCACUGAACCAACGACAACCACUACCACUGCAACCACCACGACCACUGAACCAACGACAACCACUACCACUGCAACCACCACGACAACUGAACCAACGACAACCACUACCACAGCUACCAGCACGACCACUGAACCGACAACAACCACUACUACCGCUACUAGCACAACCACUGAACCAACGACAACCACUACCACAGCUACCAGCACAACCACUGAGCCGACGACAACCACAACCACAGCUACUAGUACAACCACUGAACCAACGACAACCACAACCACCGCAACCACCACGACCACUGAACCAACGACAACCACAACCACUGCAACCACCACGACCACUGAACCAACGACAACCACUACCACAGCUACCAGCACGACCACUGAGCCGACGACAACCACUACUACCGCUACUAGUACAACCACUGAACCAACGACAACCACUACCAGAGCUACCAGCACAACCACUGAACCAACGACAACCACAACCACAGCUACUAGUACAACCACUGAACCAACGACAACCACAACCACAGCUACUAGUACAACAACUGAACCAACGACAACCACAACCACCGCAACCACCACGACCACUGAACCAACGACAACCACUACCACAGCUACCAGCACGACCACUGAGCCGACGACAACCACUACUACCGCUACUAGUACAACCACUGAACCAACGACAACCACAACCACAGCUACCAGCACAACCACUGAACCAACGACAACCACAACCACAGCUACUAGUACAACCACUGAACCAACGACAACCACAACCACAGCUACUAGUACAACAACUGAACCAACGACAACCACAACCACCGCAACCACCACGACCACUGAACCAACGACAACCACAACCACUGCGACAAGCACGACCACUGAACCAACGACAACCACAACCACAGCUACUAGCACAACCACUGAGCCGACGACAACCACUACCACUGCAACAAGCACGACAACUGAACCAACGACAACCACUACCACAGCUACCAGCACGACCACUGAGCCGACGACAACCACUACUACCGCUACUAGUACAACCACUGAACCAACGACAACCACAACCACAGCUACCAGCACAACCACUGAACCAACGACAACCACAACCACAGCUACUAGUACAACCACUGAACCAACGACAACCACAACCACAGCUACUAGUACAACAACUGAACCAACGACAACCACAACCACCGCAACCACCACGACCACUGAACCAACGACAACCACAACCACUGCGACAAGCACGACCACUGAACCAACGACAACCACAACCACAGCUACUAGCACAACCACUGAGCCGACGACAACCACUACCACUGCAACAAGCACGACAACUGAACCAACGACAACCACUACCACAGCUACCAGCACAACCACUGAACCAACGACAACCACAACCACAGCUACUAGUACAACCACUGAACCAACGACAACCACAACCACAGCUACUAGAACAACAACUGAACCAACGACAACCACAACCACAGCUACCAGCACAACCACUGAGCCAACGACAACCACUACUACCGCUACUAGCACAACCACUGAACCAACGACAACCACUACUACCGCUACUAGCACAACCACCGAACCGACGACAACCACAACCACUGCGACAAGCACGACCACUGAACCAACGACAACCACUACCACAGCUACUAGUACAACCACCGAGCCGACGACAACCACUACCACAGCUACUAGUACAACCACCGAGCCGACGACAACCACUACCACAGCUACUAGUACAACCACCGAGCCGACGACAACCACAACCACUGCGACAAGCACGACCACUGAACCAACGACAACCACAACCACAGCUACCAGCACAACCACUGAACCAACGACAACCACAACCACAGCUACUAGCACAACCACUGAGCCGACGACAACCACUACCACUGCAACAAGCACGACAACUGAACCAACGACAACCACUACCACAGCUACCAGCACAACCACUGAACCAACGACAACCACUACUACAGCUACUAGUACCACCACUGAACCAACGACAACCACUACUACAGCUACUAGUACCACCACUGAACCAACGACAACCACAACCACUGAACCAACGACAACCACUACUACAGCUACUAGUACCACCACUGAACCAACGACAAUCACAACCACUGAACCAACGACAACCACUACUACAGCUACUAGUACCACCACUGAACCAACGACAACCACUACUACAGCUACUAGUACCACCACUGAACCAACGACAACCACAACCACUGAACCAACGACAACCACUACUACAGCUACUAGUACCACCACUGAACCAACGACAACCACUACUACAGCUACUACUACUAGCACAACCACUGAGCCGACGACAACCACAACUACAGCUACUAGUACAACCACUGAACCAACGACAACCACAACCACUGAACCAACGACAACCACUACCACAGCUACCAGCACAACCACUGCAACAAGUACGACCACUGAACCAACGACAACCACUACUACCGCUACUAGCACGACCACUGAACCAACGACAACCACUACUACCGCUACUAGCACAACCACUGAGCCGACGACAACCACAACUACAGCUACUAGUACAACCACUGAACCAACGACAACCACUACUACCGCUACUAGCACAACCACUGAGCCGACGACAACCACAACCACAGCUACUAGUACAACCACUGAACCGACAACAACCACUACCACUGCUACUAGUACAACAACUGAACCAACGACAACCACUACCACUGCAACCACCACGACCACUGAACCAACGACAACCACAACCACAGCUACCACCACGACCACUGAACCAACGACAACCACUACCACUGCAACCACCACGACCACUGAACCAACGACAACCACUACCACUGCAACCACCACGACAACUGAACCAACGACAACCACUACCACAGCCACCAGCACGACCACUGAGCCGACAACAACCACUACUACCGCUACUAGCACAACCACUGAACCAACGACAACCACUACCACAGCUACCAGCACAACCACUGAGCCGACGACAACCACAACCACAGCUACUAGUACAACCACUGAACCAACGACAACCACAACCACCGCAACCACCACGACCACUGAACCAACGACAACCACUACUACCGCUACUAGUACAACCACUGAACCAACGACAACCACUACCACAGCUACCAGCACAACCACUGAGCCAACGACAACCACAACCACUGCAACCACCACGACCACUGAACCAACGACAACCACAACCACCGCAACCACCACGACCACUGAACCAACGACAACCACUACCACAGCUACCAGCACAACCACUGAGCCAACGACAACCACAACCACUGCAACCACCACGACCACUGAACCAACGACAACCACAACCACCGCAACCACCACGACCACUGAACCAACGACAACCACUACCACAGCUACCAGCACGACCACUGAGCCGACGACAACCACUACUACCGCUACUAGUACAACCACUGAACCAACGACAACCACAACCACCGCAACCACCACGACCACUGAACCAACGACAACCACAACCACUGCAACCACCACGACCACUGAACCAACGACAACCACUACCACAGCUACCACCACGACCACUGAACCAACGACAACCACAACCACUGCAACCACCACGACCACUGAGCCAACGACAACCACAACCACUGCAACCACAACCACAGCUACUAGUACAACUACUGAACCAACGACAACCACAACCACAGCUACUAGUACAACCACCGAGCCGACGACAACCACUACCACUGCAACCACCACGACCACUGAACCAACGACAACCACAACCACAGCUACUAGUACAACCACUGAACCAACGACAACCACAACCACAGCUACCAGCACAACCACUGAACCAACGACAACCACUACCACAGCUACCAGCACGACCACUGAGCCGACGACAACCACUACUACCGCUACUAGUACAACCACUGAACCAACGACAACCACAACCACAGCUACUAGUACAACCACUGAACCAACGACAACCACAACCACAGCUACUAGUACAACAACUGAACCAACGACAACCACAACCACCGCAACCACCACGACCACUGAACCAACGACAACCACUACCACAGCUACCAGCACGACCACUGAGCCGACGACAACCACAACCACAGCUACUAGCACAACCACUGAGCCGACGACAACCACUACCACUGCAACAAGCACAACAACUGAACCAACGACAACCACUACCACAGCUACUACUACAACCACUGAGCCGACGACAACCACAACUACAGCUACUAGUACAACCACUGAACCAACGACAACCACUACUACAGCUACUAGUACCACCACUGAACCAACGACAACCACAACCACUGAACCAACGACAACCACUACUACAGCUACUAGUACAACCACUGAACCAACGACAACCACAACCACAGCUACUAGAACAACAACUGAACCAACGACAACCACAACCACUGCAACAAGCACGACAACUGAACCAACGACAACCACUACCACAGCUACCAGCACAACCACUGAACCAACGACAACCACAACCACAGCUACUAGUACAACCACUGAACCAACGACAACCACAACCACUGCGACAAGCACGACCACUGAACCAACGACAACCACAACCACAGCUACUAGCACAACCACUGAGCCGACAACAACCACUACAACUGCAACAAGCACGACCACCGAACCAACGACAACCACAACCACAGCUACUAGCACAACCACUGAGCCGACGACAACCACUACCACUGCAACAAGCACGACAACUGAACCAACGACAACCACUACCACAGCUACCAGCACAACCACUGAACCAACGACAACCACUACUACAGCUACUAGUACAACCACUGAACCAACGACAACCACAACCACAGCUACUAGAACAACAACUGAACCAACGACAACCACAACCACAGCUACUAGCACAACCACUGAGCCGACGACAACCACUACCACUGCAACAAGCACGACAACUGAACCAACGACAACCACUACCACAGCUACCAGCACAACCACUGAACCAACGACAACCACAACCACAGCUACUAGUACAACCACUGAACCAACGACAACCACAACCACAGCUACUAGUACAACCAAUGAACCAACGACAACCACAACCACAGCUACUAGAACAACAACUGAACCAACGACAACCACAACCACUGCAACAAGCACGACAACUGAACCAACGACAACCACUACCACAGCUACCAGCACAACCACUGAACCAACGACAACCACAACCACAGCUACUAGUACAACCACUGAACCAACGACAACCACAACCACUGCGACAAGCACGACCACUGAACCAACGACAACCACAACCACAGCUACUAGCACAACCACUGAGCCGACAACAACCACUACAACUGCAACAAGCACGACCACCGAACCAACGACAACCACAACCACAGCUACUAGCACAACCACUGAGCCGACGACAACCACUACCACUGCAACAAGCACGACAACUGAACCAACGACAACCACUACCACAGCUACCAGCACAACCACUGAACCAACGACAACCACUACUACAGCUACUAGUACAACCACUGAACCAACGACAACCACAACCACAGCUACUAGAACAACAACUGAACCAACGACAACCACAACCACAGCUACUAGCACAACCACUGAGCCGACGACAACCACUACCACUGCAACAAGCACGACAACUGAACCAACGACAACCACUACCACAGCUACCAGCACAACCACUGAACCAACGACAACCACAACCACAGCUACUAGUACAACCACUGAACCAACGACAACCACAACCACAGCUACUAGUACAACCACUGAACCAACGACAACCACAACCACAGCUACUAGAACAACAACUGAACCAACGACAACCACUACUACCGCUACUAGCACAACCACUGAACCAACGACAACCACUACUACCGCUACUAGCACAACCACCGAACCGACGACAACCACAACCACUGCGACAAGCACGACCACUGAACCAACGACAACCACUACCACAGCUACUAGUACAACCACCGAGCCGACGACAACCACAACCACAGCUACCAGCACAACCACUGAGCCAACGACAACCACUACUACCGCUACUAGCACAACCACUGAACCAACGACAACCACUACUACCGCUACUAGCACAACCACCGAACCGACGACAACCACAACCACUGCGACAAGCACGACCACUGAACCAACGACAACCACUACCACAGCUACUAGUACAACCACCGAGCCGACGACAACCACUACCACAGCUACUAGUACAACCACCGAGCCGACGACAACCACUACCACAGCUACUAGUACAACCACCGAGCCGACGACAACCACAACCACUGCGACAAGCACGACCACUGAACCAACGACAACCACUACCACAGCUACUAGUACAACCACUGAACCAACGACAACCACAACCACAGCUACUAGCACAACCACUGAGCCGACGACAACCACUACCACUGCAACAAGCACGACAACUGAACCAACGACAACCACUACCACAGCUACCAGCACAACCACUGAACCAACGACAACCACUACUACAGCUACUAGUACCACCACUGAACCAACGACAACCACUACUACAGCUACUAGUACCACCACUGAACCAACGACAACCACAACCACUGAACCAACGACAACCACUACUACAGCUACUAGUACCACCACUGAACCAACGACAACCACAACCACUGAACCAACGACAACCACUACCACAGCUACUAGCACAACCACUGAACCAACGACAACCACAACCACUGAACCAACGACAACCACUACCACAGCUACCAGCACAACCACUGAACAAACGACAACCACUACCACCGCUACUAGCACAACCACUAAGCCGACGACAACCACAACCACUGCAACAAGCACGACCACUGAACCAACGACAACCACAACCACAGCUACUAGCACAACCACUGAGCCGACGACAACCACUACUACCGCUACUAGCACAACCACUGAACAAACGACAACCACUACUACCGCUACUAGCACAACCACUAAGCCGACGACAACCACAACCACUGCAACAAGCACGACCACUGAACCAACGACAACCACAACUACAGCUACUAGUACAACCACUGAACCAACGACAACCACAACCACAGCUACUACACAACCACUGAACCAACGACAACCACAACCACAGCUACUAGUACAACCACUGAACCAACGACAACCACAACCACUGCGACAAGCACGACCACUGAACCAACGACAACCACAACCACAGCUACUAGCACAACCACUGAGCCGACGACAACCACUACCACUGCAACAAGCACAACCACUGAACCAACGACAACCACAACCACAGCAACUAGCACAACCACUGACACGACAACCACUACCACUGCAACAAGCACAACCACUGAACCAACGACAACCACUACCACUACAACCACAGACAACCACAACCACUGAACCAACGACAACCACUACCACAGCUACUAGCACAACCACUGAACCAACGACAACCACAACCGCUACUACCACAGCUACCAGCACAACCACUGAACCAACGACAACCACAACCACAGCUACUAGCACAACACUGAACCAACGACAACCACAACCACAGCUACUGACAACCACUACCACUGCAACAAGCACGACCACUGAACCAACGACAACCACUACCACAGCUACCAGCACAACCACUGAACCAACGACAACCACAACUACAGCUACUAGUACAACCACUGAACCAACGACAACCACAACCACGACAACACAACCACUGAACCAACGACAACCACAACCAAGCUACAGCACAACCACUGAACCAACGACAACACUACUACCGCUACUAGCACAACCACUGAACCAACGACAACCACUACCACCGCUACUAGCACAACCACUGAACCAACGACAACCACUACCACAGCUACUAGCACAACCACUGAGCCAACGACAACCACUACCACAGCUACUAGCACAACCACUGACACCAACGACAACCACUACUACCGCUACUAGCACAACCACUGAACCAACGACAACCACUACCACCGCUACUAGUACAACCACUGAACCGACGACAACCACAACCACUGCUACAAGCACGACCACUGAACCAACGACAACCACUACCACAGCUACUACACAACCACUGAACCGACGACAACCACUACCACUGCACAACAGCACGACCACUGAACCAACGACAACCACUACCACAGCUACUAGUACAACCACUGAACCAACGACAACCACUACUACUACAGCUACUAGCACAACCACUGAACCAACGACAACCACUACUACCGCUACUAGCACAACCACUGAACCAACGACAACCACUACAGCUACACGACCAACAACGCAACUACUACCACCGCUACUAGCACAACCACUGAACCAACGACAACCACUACCACAGCUACUAGCACAACCACUGAACCAACGACAACCACUACUACCGCUACUAGUACAACCACUGAACCAACGACAACCACAACCACUGAACCAACGACAACCACUACUACCGCUACUAGCACAACCACAACCACUGAACCAACGACAACCACUACUACAGCUACUAGCACAACCACUGAACCAACGACAACCACUACUACCGCUACUAGCACAACCACUGAACCGACGACAACCACAACCACUGCAACCAGCACGACCACUGAACAACACACAACCACACGCUACUAGCACAACCACUGAACCAACGACAACCACUACUACCGCUACUAGCACAACCACUGAACCAACGACAACCACUACUACAGCUACAACCACUGACUACCACGCACAACCAACCACUGAACCAACGACAACCACUACUACAGCUACUAGCACAACCACUGAACCAACGACAACCACAACCACUGAACCAACGACAACCACUGAACCAACGACAACCACUACUACAGCUACUAGCACAACCACCACCACUGAACCAAGCACAACCACUGAACCAACGACAACCACUACCACAGCUACUAGCACAACCACUGAGCCGACGACAACCACUACUACAGCUACUACACAACCACUGAACCAACGACAACCACUACCACCGCUACUAGCACGACCACUGAGCCGACGACAACCACUACCACUGCAACAAGCACGACCACUGAACCAACGACAACCACAACCACUACGACAACAACCACUGAACCAACGACAACCACUACUACCGCUACUAGCACAACCACUGAACCAACGACAACCACUACCACUGCAACAAGCACGACCACUGAACCAACGACAACCACUACCACUGCUACAAGACACGACCACUGAGCCGACGACAACCACUACCACUGCAACAAGCACAACCACUGAACCAACGACCACUGAACCACGACAACCGCUACCAGCACGACCACUGAGCCGACGACAACCACAACCACAGCUACUAGUACAACCACUGAACCAACGACAACCACUACCACCGCUACUAGCACAACCACUGAACCAACGACAACCACUACCACUGCAACAAGCACGACCACUGAACCAACGACAACCACUACCACUGCACUACAGCACGACCACUGAACCAACGACAACCACUACCACAGCAACAAGCACAACCACUGAGCCGACGACAACCACUACCACUGCAACAAGCACGACACCACUGAACCAACGACAACCACUACCACAGCUACCAGCACAACCACUGAACCAACGACAACCACAACCACAGCUACUACUACUAGUACAACCACUGAACCAACGACAACCACAACCACAGCUACUAGCACAACAACUGAACCAACGACAACCACAACCACAGCUACCAGCACAACCACUGAACCAACGACACAACCCACUCACUACCACAGCUACUAGCACAACCACUGAACCAACGACAACCACAACCACAGCUACUAGCACAACCACUGAACCAACGACGAACCAACGACAACCACAACCACUGCCAACACAAACCACAACUAGACAACCACUCCGACAAGCACGACCACUGAACCAACGAACCAACGACAACCACUACCACAGCUACUAUACAACCACCGAGCCGACGACAACCACAACCACUGCGACAAGCACGACCACUGAACCAACGGCAACCACAACCACAGCUACUAGUACAACCACUGAACCAACGACAACCACAACCACAGCUUCUAGUACAUCCACUGAACCGACGACAACCACUACCACUGCAACCAGCACGACCACUGAACCGACGACAACCACAACCACAGCUACUAGUACAACCACUGAACCAACAACAACCACUACUACCGCUACUAGCACAACCACUGAACCAACGACAACCACUACCACUGCAACAAGCACGACCACUGAGCCGACGACAACCACAACCACUGCAACCAGCACGACUACCGAACCAACAACAACAACAACCACUGCAACAAGCACGACCACUGAACCAACGACAACCACUACCACUGCAACAAGCACGACCACUGAGCCGACGACAACCACUACCACUGCAACAAGCACGACCACUGAGCCGACAACAACCACUACUACCGCUACUAGCACAACCACUGAACCAACGACAACCACUACCACUGCAACAAGCACGACCACUGAACCGACGACAACCACUACCACUGCAACCAGCACGACUACCGAACCAACAACAACAACAACCACUGCAACAAGCACGACCACUGAACCAACGACAACCACUACCACUGCAACAAGCACGACCACUGAGCCGACGACAACCACUACCACUGCAACAAGCACGACCACUGAGCCGACAACAACCACUACCACAGCUACUAGUACAACCACUGAGCCGACGACAACCACUACCACUGCAACAAGCACGACCACUGAACCAACCACAGCUACUAGUACAACCACUGAACCAGCGACAACCACUACUACCGCUACUAGCACAACCACUGAACCAACGACAACCACUACCACUGCAACAAGCACGACCACUGAACCAACGACAACCACUACCACUGCAACAAGCACGACCACUGAGCCGACGACAACCACUACUACCGCUACUAGCACAACCACUGAGCCGACGACAACCACAACCACAGCUACUAGUACAACCACUGAACCAACGACAACCACAACCACUGCAACAAGCACGAAAUCUGAGCCAUCUACAACUCCAUCUACUGACUGUUGUCCCAAUGGCGGAUUUUGGAGUAAAUGGGAAGCUGAUGGACCAUGUCCGACCUCUUGUGGAUCUUGCUCGCAGCAAGUUCACAGAAGGAAAUGUUUAUCUCUACCAAACUGUCCUUGCAGCGGAGAAGAUAAAGUCAUCAUGAACUGCAACAUCGGAGUAUGCUAUUUCCCAUUAGAUUCCUGCUGUAAACCGUAUAGAGCAACUGUCGCCUUCAAACGUCACGUUUGUGGAAAUCAGCCUAAUGUUACAUUGGAGGAUAAUAACGACAAAUCUUGUUGCCCUAAAAAUGGUAUCUGGAAUGAAUGGCAAGAAUGGUCGGACUGUACUGGAACAAAUUGUGGAAAGUGUGAUGGCACUCGACGUAGAACUCGAUCGUGUGCUUCUGCAGAUUUCUGCCCCUGUGUUGGUGAUGAUGCUGAAUCUGAACCAUGUCGGACAUUGGGUUCCUGGACAGAGUGGACUACAACUGACACCUGCAACCAAACAUAUUGUGGAGGAUGUAAGGUGUUGAAAUACACUAGAUCCUGCACAAAAACAAACGGAUGUUUCUGCAUCGGAAAAGACACGAAGUACAAAUUUUGCAAUACUAUCCCAUGCACUACUGGUCCCAGAUGCUGCAACAAUUUGACCGAAAUCACUGUUAAUGGUCUUACAUUAUGUGGACCUCUAGAAACUGAAACUGAUAGCGAAGACGUCGACCGUGUACCAUGUGAUACAACAACACCUGCUUGUUGUGUCCUUGGAGGAGUAUGGUCAGAAUGGUCAUCUGGCGAAUCAUGCAAUGACACUUGCGGAAACUGCGGAAUUUCAAAAGUUUCAAGAAUAUGCUUAUCAGAGGAUUAUGGAUGUCCUUGCCGUGGAAGAGCAACAAAAGAAGCAGAGUGUGCUCCAAAGCUUUGUGUAUUCCCACGAGAUACUUGUUGUGGUGGAAGAACUAAAGUUAUUGGUCCCUACAAAUCAUUUGAAUGUUCAAAAGGAGACGACAGUGACAUUCCCCCAUCGGAUCUUUGUGCGACGGAUUGUUGUCCUUCCAGUGGAGGAUAUUGGUCAGAAUGGAGUUCGGGAAGUGCGUGCCCGACAUCUUGUGGUUCAUGUUCGACUGUCACCCAAAGACGUAUUUGUCUUUCUCCUGAUUCUUGUCCAUGCAGAGGAGAGGAUAAGAGAGAAGUGUAUUGUGGGAUCGGAGUAUGUUAUUUCCCUCAUGAUUCUUGUUGUGCACCAUUUAGAGCAACAGUUAGAGGCAAUAGGCACAUAUGUGGACCACAGCCUAAUUAUAACACGACUUAUAAACCGUACGAUCCAAAUUGCACAAAUGCAUGCUGCCCCGAAACAGGAAUAUGGUCGGAAUGGACGGUUUCACCAGCUCAAUGUCGGGACUAUUGCGGAUCAUGUGGUAACCAGACGAAAACGAGAACGUGCUUGUCAGAAGCAGAUGGAUGUCCUUGCCAGGGUCCCACCACAAUCACCGAGCAAUGCGGAACAGGUGUCUGCUAUUUCCCACGACUCAGUUGCUGCCCUGGAUUUUCGGCAACAGUUGAAGGAAAGCGACACGUUUGCGGGCCAUUGAAAAAACCGGAAGAAGACCCGGACAAAUUGAACACUUGCGGUGUAGAUUGUUGUCCGUCAAAAGGAAUUUGGGGAGAAUGGGUCGCAUAUGUGCGUUGUAAUGAUACCUGCGGAGCAUGCGGAAUUGAAAAACGAAGAAGAAAAUGUUUAUCUUUGCAAUACGGUUGUCCAUGCACGGGAGAAAGCGAGGAUGUCGCAACAUGCGGAUUUAAUUUGUGUACCUUCCCACGUCAUACAUGUUGCACUGGCUUUAAGAAAAUGAUUAACGCUACUGCAAAAGAGUUCUACUGUGGACCCAAGAUAAUUGAACCUCCUUCCAAUCCCGAGCAAACUACGUGUUGCGAUCCAGAAGGAAAAGGUUUAUGGAAUCAAUGGAAAUCAUGGUCAGCAUGCACAGCAAAGUGUGGAUUGUGUGGAGUGCAAUCCAGGAACAGAACGUGCGCAUCGGGACCUUACGGAUGUCCAUGCACAGGGGAAAGUUUGGAAACGAGGAAAUGCGGUGCUGUUGCUUGCUUCACUGGAGAGAAAUGUUGUGCUGGAACAUAUUUAGCCACGGGGUAUGACGGAACUCAGUACUGCCAAGCAAAACCAGUAGAGGUUUGUCAAGGAACAUGGACAGAAUGGACCACGCCUAAAGGGGCAAUUUGCAACGACACUUGUGGAAAUUGCGGAAAAAUAGAGAAAAUAAGAUAUUGUUUCCCGUCUGGAUGUCAAUGCGGAGGUAGUGGACUAUACACCGAUUACGACGCUUGUGCACCAAAUCUCUGCACUUUCCCUAGAAAGACGUGCUGUGCUCCGUACAAGAAAAAGAUUGCCAACAAGAAAUUUGUGUGUGCUUAA